Molecule: messenger RNA, 474 nt
Organism: Brenthis ino (lesser marbled fritillary)
Lineage: Eukaryota; Metazoa; Arthropoda; Insecta; Lepidoptera; Nymphalidae
Source: the annotation of a GenBank genome assembly
AUGAGGAAUAAUUGUGGAACAAUAACGGCGCUUGCCGGCAACGACGAUGUGAAAAGGCAGUUGGUUAAGUCCGGGAUAGUGCCUAUAGUAAUUGCUUUACUCAACAGACAUUCUAAUAAUCCAAUAGCCAGUUCAUUACUACUGAAAUGUAUCUCGGCGUUAAGUCUACGCGAGCCGGCGCACGGGAAAUUGUUCUUAGAGAACGGUGUAAUAGAGGUCAUAGUCGAAUGUCUGUCUGUUCAUCAAGAUAAUUCUAGUGUACAGAAAAACGGUUGUUGGGCUGUUCGCAAUAUGGUAGCGAGGUGUCGUGAAUACAAUACUAAAUUUCACGAGCUGGGAAUCGAAUCCGUACUGAACAAGGCGUAUGAAAAGUUUGGAAAAGACUUCGGAUUUGACAUCAAAUCUGCACUCCGAGAUUUAGAAUGUGAUGUAAAGUUUGACGAACAAUGGACGGGGAAAGGUGUUCAAUUAGAA